AGUUUUAUAUUUCUCUUAAUCUGAAUGAAAGAGAAAUCAAGUACUAAUAAUACCAAAGUAGUCUUUGAAGUCUUCCUAAUUACAUCAAGUGUGGCGUCAAAGUAUUAUGUCAAGUUUCUUGAAUUGCUACUUGACAAAAAUAUUUGUACUUUAUUUACAACUACAUUCCACUUUUACUUGCCAAGGAGGCCCGGUUAUGCAUCGUCUGUUUGCCCGACAAUUUCUUUAUUUUGUUUUUUGAAAGAAAAGGUGCAUUUAUAGGCUCAUAGCAAAUGAUGGAAAUCAAGGUUGUCACUAAGGCAUCCAAUGUCUAUCCAAAAGAUACUGACGCCCCUUCAUGUGGCACGGAUGAUAUGACAAAGCUUUCUUAUCUUCACGAACCAGGAGUUCUCUAUAACCUGAGAUGUAGAUAUGAUAAUGAUGAAAUUUAUACUUACACAGGAAACAUACUGAUUGCUGUGAAUCCUUUUAAAAGAUUACCUGAAUUGUAUGGCAAAUGUGUCAUGGAAAAGUAUAGAGGAACUGCACUUGGGGAGUUGAGUCCUCACCCUUUUGCUAUUGCUGAUGCUGCUUACAGGCAAGCUAUGAUUAAUGACGGGAUCAGCCAGUCAAUUUUGGUUAGUGGAGAAAGUGGAGCUGGCAAGACAGAAAGCACAAAGAUGCUAAUGAAUUAUCUUGCAUAUAUGGGGGGCAGAGCAGCAGAUGCGGGACGGAGCGUGGAGCAACAAGUCCUUGAGUCAAAUCCGGUUCUUGAAGCAUUUGGCAAUGCAAAAACAUCAAAUCCGGUUCUUGAAGCAUUUGGCAAUGCAAAAACAGUGAGAAACAACAAUUCAAGUCGUUUUGGUAAGUUUGUUGAGAUUCAGUUUGAUAAAAGGGGAAGAAUCUCAGGUGCUGCUAUCAGAACAUAUCUUUUGGAAAGAUCUCGUGUGUGUCAGGUGUCUGAUCCUGAAAGAAACUAUCAUUGUUUCUAUAUGCUUUGUGCGGCACCACCAGAGGAUGUUGAAAAGUACAAAUUGGGGAAUCCUAGGAAAUUUCAUUAUCUAAACCAGUCAAUUUUUUUUGAAUUGGACGAAGUGGAUGAAUCUAAAGAAUACCUCGCCACCAGGCGAGCCAUGGAUGUUGUAGGGAUCAGUUCUGACGUGCAGGAUGCCAUUUUUAGAGUUGUGGCUGCAAUACUUCACUUGGGCAACAUUGAAUUUGUGAAGGGAAGCGAUCCUGAUUCUGCAGAACCUAAGGAUGAUCAGUCUCGCUUCCAUCUUAAAACUUCAUCUCUACGAAACCGUUUUUGUGUCUACUCUAAACUGUUUGAUUGGCUUGUUGAAAAGAUUAAUAAAUCUAUUGGCCAAGAUCCCGAUUCUCAGUUGUUGAUCGGGGUUCUUGAUAUUUAUGGAUUUGAGAGUUUCAAGACAAACAGUUUCGAACAGUUUUGCAUUAAUUUGACCAAUGAAAAGUUACAGCAACAUUUCAACCAGCAUGUCUUCAAAAUGGAGCAAGAAGAGUACACCAGAGAAGAAAUUGAUUGGAGUUAUAUAGAGUUUGUUGAUAACCAAGAUAUUCUUGAUCUUAUAGAAAAGAAACCUGGUGGAAUUAUUGCUCUGCUGGAUGAGGCCUGCAUGUUCCCAAGGUCGACACAUGAGACCUUUGCUGAAAAGCUUUAUCAGACCUUCCGAGACAACAAACGCUUCAACAAGCCAAAGCUAUCACGGACUGACUUCACUAUUGUCCAUUAUGCUGGUGAGGUCACAUACCAAACUGAAUUAUUCUUGGAUAAGAACAAAGACUAUGUCAUUGCAGAACACCAAGAACUCCUCAGUUCUUCAGGGUGCUCUUUUAUCUCAGGCUUGUUCUUACAACAACAUGAAGAAUCUUCUAAAUCAUCAAAGUUUUCCUCUAUUGGCACUAGAUUUAAGCAACAACUGCAAUCAUUGCUUGAAACACUUACUGCCACAGAGCCUCAUUACAUCCGUUGUGUAAAGCCCAAUAAUCUUCUUAAACCAGCCAUCUUUGAGAAUCAAAAUGUACUUCAGCAACUUCGAUGUGGGGGGGUUAUGGAGGCAAUUAGGAUUAGCUGUGCUGGAUUUCCCACUCGGAGACAAUUUGAUGAAUUCAUUAAACGUUUUUCUGUCCUUUGUCCUGAAGUGCAUAGUAGCAGAUAUGAUGAGGUCAUUGCUUCCAAGAAAAUUUUAGAGAAGGUUGGCCUCAAAGGUUAUCAGAUCUUGGCCCAAACCUUGCACCAGUGUCACUGUCUCUCAUAGAUGAACUCAUCAGUACUUCUCAUAUCCUUUACCAACAUUUAACUGUUGAUCGUUGACUGGCAUAGUGGCACUGGCCUGAUUUUUCUAGAAUUUUUAUUCGGCGUUUCUAGUACUACAGGGAUACCGUGAAGGUUUCUCAUACAUUUUAAUGGUUGUUCCAAGUUCCCCCUUUUCUUCAAGGCACUAAGCCUUUUCUUGAGUAAAUUCCAUAAAAGGUC
Molecule: messenger RNA, 2473 nt
Organism: Cuscuta campestris
Lineage: Eukaryota; Viridiplantae; Streptophyta; Magnoliopsida; Solanales; Convolvulaceae
Source: the annotation of a GenBank genome assembly